Molecule: messenger RNA, 3304 nt
Organism: Galleria mellonella (greater wax moth)
Lineage: Eukaryota; Metazoa; Arthropoda; Insecta; Lepidoptera; Pyralidae
Exons: 8
Coding region: 99-3284 (1061 amino acids)
Molecular function (GO): UDP-glycosyltransferase activity
Source: RefSeq, a predicted model, not a curated record
AAAUCAUUUUAGUUAAUGAUAUUAAUAAUAUAUACCAUUAAUAUAAGAGACACAAUUUAAAAUGCUCAGUUGUAUUUGAAAGUUCAAUUGAGUCAAAUAUGAGGAAAGUGUAUAUCUUAUAUCUUUUAAUUUUUGCUUUUGUUGUGAAAAAUGAUUCAGCUCGGAUAUUGGGCUAUUUUCCAACUCCUUCUAUCAGUCAUCAGGUAGUAUUUCAACCGCUGAUGUCGGAACUGGCUAAACGAGGUCAUGAUGUUACUGUAAUUACAACCGAUCCAAUCUCUCCUAAGAGGAAAGCUCACGCCAACUUGACAGAAGUUGAUAUGCACGAUUUAUCAUACACUAUAUGGAGAAAAGAAGUGCUCAACAGCGGAACAACCACUGGAAAGAAAAGUGAUAUUCUUAACCAAAUAAGAAUUUUAUACAAUUUACUUACUGAUAUAUCUGAGCAACAAAUUAAUUCAGAUCAGGUUCAAAGGAUAAUUCAAAACAAGGAAGACAAAUUUGAUUUGAUAUUUAUAGAAUCAUUAUGGAGACCUGGAUUGGGACUGUCUUAUAUUUAUAAAGCUCCAGUGAUACUUAUAAGUUCCUUUUUAUCGAUAUAUAAUAAUAUGGAAUCAGUGGGCGGUCCAGUACAUCCUAUUCUUUAUCCAACAUCUUGCCGUCAAAAACUCAACAAUCUUACAAUUUGGGACAAAAUAAUAGAACUUUACAAUCACUACUCAUUUAUAUAUAUGUUUGACACUGCCGAAAAAAAACAAAAUGAAAUGAUGAAAAGAGUAUUUGGUUCUGACGUUCCACCUCUUAGUGAAUUGUAUAAUAAUAUAGACAUGUUAUUUCUAAAUGCUCAUCCAAUUUGGGAUUCAAACCGUCCUGUUCCACCAAACGUUAUCUAUUUGGGAGGAUUACAUCGCAAACCAGAGAAAAAACUACCGAUGGAACUUAAAUCUUACUUGGACGCUUGUAGGCACGGUGUGAUAUAUAUAAGUUAUGGUACAAAUGUAAGUCCAUCACAGCUACCACCGGAGAAAAUACAAAUGAUUGUGAAUGUAUUCUCUCGUCUUCCAUAUGACGUAAUAUGGAAGUGGGAUAAGGAUGAAUUACCGGGACGUUCAAAGAAUAUCAAAAUAUCAAAAUGGCUUCCACAGUCUGACCUUCUCAGGCACCCAAAAGUAUUGCUGUUUAUAACACAAGGAGGCUUGCAGUCAACUGAUGAAGCUAUAGCUGCUGGAAUUCCGUUAAUUGGUAUGCCGAUGCUUGGGGACCAGUGGUACAAUGUGGAACAGUAUGUCAGACAUGGAAUAGGAGUGAGGCUGGACAUGGAGGACCUCACUGAGGAGAAAUUAUAUAAUGCUAUCAAUACUACAAUAAAUGAUAAAAGCUACCGCCAGAACGUUGAGAGACUUCGCAUGGUGAUGUCGGACCAACCACAGAGCGCGCUCGAGCGCGCCGUGUGGUGGACAGAGUACGUGCUGCGUCACAAGGGAGCGAAGCAUCUGCGCUCGCCCGCCGCCAACAUGUCCUGGGGUGAAUUCCUGGAAAUUGAACUAGUUACAUAUUUAAUAUUAGGAUUAAUUUCUUUGAUAAUUGUCAGUGUGAUUUCUGUUUAUUACACAGCGUUAUUUAUAAAAUAUUACUACAAUUAUAAUAAAAAAAUAAAACAGAGAUACAAUUUAAAAUGUUCAUUUGCUUUUGUGGAUUCUAAUGAAUCAAAUAUGGUGAAUAUGUACUCCCAAUAUUAUCUUCUGAUAAUUUGUUUAAUUGUGAAAAAUGACGCAGCAAGGAUAUUGGGCUACUUUCCAACGCCUUCUAUCAGUCAUCAGGUAGUAUUUCAACCGCUGAUGUUAGAACUGGCUAAACGAGGUCAUGAUGUUAUUGUAAUUACAACUGAUCCAAUCUUGCCAAAAGGGAAGGCUCACGCAAAUCUGACUGAAAUAGAUUUGCAGGAUUUAUCAUAUACUUUAUGGAGAGAAACAGUAUACGACAGCAAAGUGACGUCAGGAAAUAAAAGUAAUAUUGUUAACCAAUUUAAAGUUUUAUAUAAUUUAAUUACAGUCAUAUCUGAAAAACAACUGAAAACAGACCAGGUUCAAAGCCUAAUUCAAGGCAAGAAAGACAAAGUCGAUUUGAUAUUUAUAGAAUCAUUUUGGAGACCUGGAUUGGGAUUUUCUUAUAUUUAUAAUGCCCCAGUAAUACUUAUAAGUUCUUUAUUACCAGUAUAUAAUAAUAUGGAAGCUAUAGGAAGUCCGGUACAUCCUAUUCUUUAUCCAACAGUUUUCCGGCAGAAACUUAAUAAUCUUACAAUUUGGGACAAAAUAUUAGAGCUGUACAAUCAUUAUUCUUUUAUAAAUAUGUUUGACGCCGCUGAAGUGAGACAGAAUGAAAUGAUGAAGAGAGUAUUUGGUCCUAAUAUUCCACCUCUUAGUGAACUGUAUAAUAAUAUAGACAUGUUAUUUCUAAAUGCUCAUCCAAUUUGGGAUUCGAAUCGUCCUGUUCCACCAAAUGUUAUCUAUUUAGGAGGAUUACAUCACAAACCCAUAAAGGAACUGCCACAGGAACUUAAAUCUUACUUGGAUGCUUCUAAGCAUGGUGUGAUAUAUAUAAGUUAUGGUACAAAUGUAAGUCCAUCACAUCUACCACCGGAGAAAAUACAAAUGAUUGUAAAUGUAUUCUCUCGUCUUCCAUAUGACGUAAUAUGGAAGUGGGAUAAGGAUGAAUUACCGGGACGUUCAAAAAAUAUCAAAAUAUCGAAAUGGCUUCCACAGUCCGACCUUCUUAGGCACCCAAACGUGUUACUGUUUAUAACACAAGGAGGUUUACAGUCCACUGAUGAAGCCAUAGCCGCUGGAGUUCCGUUAAUUGGUAUGCCGAUGCUUGGGGACCAGUGGUAUAAUGUGGAACAAUAUGUUCGACAUCGGAUAGGAGUGAGACUGGACAUGGAUGACCUCACUGAGGAGAAAUUACAUAAUGCCAUCAAUACUACAAUAAAUGAUAAAAAAUACCGCCAAAACAUGGUGAGACUUCGCACGGUGAUGUCGGACCAGCCACAGAGCGCGCUCGAGCGCGCCGUGUGGUGGACAGAGUACGUGCUGCGUCACAAGGGAGCGAAGCACCUACGCUCGCCCGCCGCAAACAUGUCCUGGGGUGAAUUCCUGGAAAUUGAACUAGUUACAUACUUAUUAUUAGGAUUAACAUUUGUGACAUUUUUCAGUGUGAUUGCUAUUUAUUACAUAGUGUUGUUUAUAAAACAUAACUAUAAUGCUAAUAAGAAAAUGAAAAGUAGUUAAUAAAAUAAAGUACUAAACUG